UAUAAAAUAGGCCUAAUAUUAUUAAAAGCCAUGGUCACUAAAUCAGCCUCUAACCUAUCCCUAGUGAUUACUACCAUGGAGGAUUUCUCAGCCUCUUACCUAGUUGAGAAAAAAUCCAUCUGGGAGUCAUACAUACCCUUUUCAAACCACAUGUAUGACAAGGAAUGGGCCAGAUUAGUGGUCCACCUAGUUCCUACUAGCCCAUUCAAUCACCCUGAGGGGCUAGAAAUGCUUAGGGAUGAAAUUGAGACCUUCAACCCCUACAUGAAGCUAAUGAGACUCCCCCAAUGGCUAGCAGAUGAGCCUACUAGGCACCAAAAAGCUCAUUCUUCUAUAGUCAUCCACCUAGAGAACGAAGCUAUGGCCACUAGAGCCUUAAAAGGGGGGGUAAGGAUUGCAGGGGUUGCUUGUAGGGCUGCUACCUAUUGUGACGGCGCUGAUACUCGGGAUCAUGUGAGCGGUGUGGUAGGCGGUGAAGGAAUGGACCGGCAGAAUACCAGGCCUAUGACCCCCUCUUGGGGCCUCAUCUCCUGGCUUCUUCUUUUUCCCCCUAACCUAGUCUUCUAG
This is a messenger RNA of Rasamsonia emersonii CBS 393.64, 567 nucleotides long. RefSeq lists its product as uncharacterized. NCBI's taxonomy places the organism in Eukaryota, Fungi, Ascomycota, Eurotiomycetes, Eurotiales, Trichocomaceae. The transcript has a single exon. The record is from RefSeq and is a predicted model, not a curated record. The annotation marks the transcript as partial.